Messenger RNA from Seriola aureovittata, 3982 nucleotides. RefSeq names its product protein NLRC3-like. The record is from RefSeq and is a predicted model, not a curated record. The transcript is spliced from 8 exons. The coding region runs from base 37 to 3174 and encodes 1045 amino acids. Gene Ontology annotation, molecular function: protein binding. Lineage: Eukaryota; Metazoa; Chordata; Actinopteri; Carangiformes; Carangidae.
CAGAGACCAGACUCUCCUGAAUCCAGCCGUGUGUCCAUGAAGAGUGGAUGGUCUAUAGGUCACUUUAUUGACUUUAAAGCUGGACAACCUGCUGAUGGAAGAGUUCUGCAGGAGAGCUCAGAGGUCCACAGUGAUCAGUCUGUUCAGCAGCAUCAACCAGACCUGGACUCCAUAUUUAUGCUGCUGGAGGAGAACAUUUUCACUUUUGUGAAGAAUGAGCUGAAGAAAGCACAGAGAGUCCUGAGACCAGAUUACCCAGAAUGCUCAGAGAGUCAGAGGGAGGAUCAGGAGGUGUUGGAAGGUGAGGAUGAAGAGCAGAGGAGGAGCAGCAGAGAGGCAUUUCUGAAGAUCACACUCAACUUCCUGAGGAGAAUGAAGCAGGAGGAGCUGGCUGACUGUCUGCAGAGCAAAAGUCAUGCUACAAUUUGCCAACGUAAACUCAAAUCUAACCUGAAGAAGAAGUUCCAGUGUGUGUUUGAGGGGAUCGCUAAAGCAGGAAACCCAACCCUUCUGAAUCAGAUCUACACAGAGCUCUACAUCACAGAGGGAGGGACUGGAGAGGUCAAUGAGGAACAUGAGGUCAGACAGAUUGAAGCAGCAUCCAGGAAACCACACAGACCAGAAACAACCAUCAGACAAGAGGACAUCUUUAAAGCCUCACCUGGAAGAGAUGGACCAAUCAGAACAGUGAUGACAAAGGGAGUGGCUGGCAUCGGGAAAACAGUCUUAACACAGAAGUUCACUCUGGACUGGGCUGAAGACAAAGCCAACCAGGACAUACAGUUCAUAUUUCCGUUCACCUUCAGAGAGCUGAAUGUGCUGAAAGAGAAAAAGUUCAGCUUGGUGGAACUUGUUCAUCACUUCUUUACUGAAACCAAAGAAGCAGGAAUCUGCAGGUUUGAACAGUAUCAGGUCGUGUUCAUCUUUGACGGUCUGGAUGAGUGUCGACUUCCUCUGGACUUCCCCAACACUGAGAUCCUGACUGAUGUUACAGAGUCCACCUCAGUGGACGUGCUGCUGACAAACCUCAUCAGGGGGAAACUGCUUCCCUCUGCUCACCUCUGGAUAACCACACGACCUGCAGCAGCCAAUCAGAUCCCUCCUGAGUGUGUUGACAUGGUGACAGAGGUCAGAGGGUUCACUGACCCACAGAAGCAGCAGUACUUCAGGAAGAGGUUCAGAGAUGAGAAGCAGGCCAGCAGGAUCAUCUCCCACAUCAAGACAUCACGAAGCCUCCACAUCAUGUGCCACAUCCCAGUCUUCUGCUGGAUCACUGCUACAGUUCUGGAGGAGGUGUUGAAAACCAGGAGAAGAGAGCUGCCCAAGACCCUGACUGAGAUGUACAUCCACUUCCUGGUGGUUCAGUCCAAACUGAAGAACAUCAAGUAUGAUGGAGGAGCUGAGACAGAUCCACACUGGAGUCCAGAGAGCAGGGAGAUGAUUGAGUCUUUGGGAAAACUGGCUUUUGAGCAGCUGCAGAAAGGAAACCUGAUCUUCUAUGAAUCAGACCUGACAGAGUGUGGCAUCAACAUCAGAGCAGCCUCAGUGUACUCAGGAGUGUUCACACAGAUCUUUAAAGAGGAGAGCAAGCUGUACCAGGACAAGGUGUUCUGCUUCAUCCAUCUGAGUGUUCAGGAGUUUCUGGCUGCUCUUCACGUCCAUCUGACCUUCUUCAACUCUGGAGUCAAUCUGCUGUUAGACAAACAAACAUCCUUGUUGUGUUUUGCAUUUAGGGACAACCUGACGGAUCUCUACCAGAGUGCUGUGGACAAGGCCAUGGAGAGUCUAAAUGGACAUCUGGACUUGUUCCUCUGCUUCCUCCUGGGUCUUUCACUGGAGACUAAUCAGACUCUCCUAAGAGGUCUGCUGUCACAGACAAGAAUUAGAUCAGAGUCAAAUCAGAAAACUGUCCAGUACAUCAAGAAGAAGAUCAGUGAGAAUCUGUCUCCAGAGAAAAGCAUCAACCUGUUCCAGUGUCUGAAUGAACUGAAUGAUCGUUCUCUAGUGGAGGAGAUCCAACAGUACCUGAGAUCAGGAAGUCUCUCCAGAAAGAAACUCUCUGCUGCUCAAUGGUCAGCUCUGGUCUUCAUCUUACUGUCAUUGGAAAAAGAUCUGGAUGUGUUUGACCUGAAGAAAUACUCUGCUUCAGAGGAGGCUCUUCUGAGGUUGCUGCCAGUGGUCAAAGCCGCCAACAAAGCUCUACUGAGUGGCUGUAACCUCUCAGAGAAAAGCUGUGAAGCUCUGUCCUCAGUCCUCAGCUCCCAGUCCUCUAGUCUGAGAGAGCUGGACCUGAGUAACAACAACCUGCAGGAUUCAGGAGUGAAGCUGCUGUCCAAUGGACUAGAGAGUCAACACUGUAGACUGGAAACGCUCAGUCUGUCAGGCUGUCUGGUCACAGAGGAAGGCUGUGCUUCUCUGGUCUCAGCUCUGAGCUCCAACCCCUCCCAUCUGAGAGAGCUGGACCUGAGCUACAAUCAUCCAGGAGACUCAGGAGUGAAGCUGCUGUCUGCUGGACUGGUGGAUCCACACUGGAGACUGGACACUCUCAGGGUGGAUCAUGGUGGACCACAGAGAGUGAGACCUGGUCUGAGGAAGUACGCCUGUGAACUGGAACUGGACACAAACAAAGUGAACAGAGAACUUCAACUGUCCGACAACAACAGGACGGUGACUCUAGGGACCAACCACCAAUCCUAUCCUGAUCAUCCAGACAGAUUUGAUGUCGGGUAUCAGCCACUGUGUAGUAAAGGUCGCUGUUACUGGGAGGUCGAGUGGAGAGGAAUAGUUCAUUUAUCAUUGAGUUACAGAGGAAUCGCCAGGAGAGGGGACAGUGAUGACGGUGUAUUUGAAAGAAAUGAUCAGUCCUGGAGUCUGAUCUGCUCUGCUGUUCUUGGUUACUCUGUCCGUAACAAUAACGAAGAAACAUCAAUUCCCCCCUCCUCCUCCUCCUCCUCCUCUUCCUCCUCCUCAUCCUCCUUCUCCUCCUCUUCCUCCUCCUCUGCCUCUCACCGAGUGGCAGUGUAUGUGGACUGUCCUGCUGGCACUCUGUCCUUCUACAGAGUCUCCUCUGACUCACUGACCCACCUCCACACCUUCACCACCACAUUCACUCAACCUCUGUAUCCUGGGUUCAGGUUCUGUCCUGGUUCCUCAGUGUCUCUGUGUCGUCUGUAGGUCUGACAGUCUCUGCUGUGGACAGAAACCCUGCUGACAGUUGACUUCAGUUCAGUUCACCAUCACACACACUCUGACCUGUGAAGCAGAUCUGACUUGUCUGAUUUCAUUUGAUGAUCAACAUUUUAACAGUUUUGUAAAAUGCUUUUCAGUCUGUACAAUGAUUGCUUUGUCUCAGUUCACUCUGCUGUUGUUACGGUCAGCAUCCAAUGAGCAGCAUCCAGCUCUGUUGGAAAUUGUUUUUGAAAGUCUGAACAGCCAUGGAAGCCCAGUGUGACCUCAAAAUCACAACUUACUUAGUUAUCAAAUCCAAUGUGUUAGUGUAGUUAUCUCCUGCAUUUUAUUAAACCAUUAUCAUUAUAUAACUGUACAUAACUUGAUAUGUUUCACUGUCUGGACAGAUCGUAGUGACACUUGGAGUCUUGAUCUGUAAUUACAGAUACUGUUAUUAAGUUCAGAACACAUCGCUGAGUCUGUGGAUUGAUUCAUUUGAUAAAAAUGAGGUGUAUCUUUUCUGUGACAGGAGCAAGUGAUGGAGGGCAAAAAAUCUUUCUGUGUGCAUUUUCCUCUGGUCUCAGGCAACGGGAAAGAGAGAGAUAUGGAAAAAGAACUCAAAAACUGCCUGAUGCUGUGACAGUGAAAAUAAACUAAUUCACUCUAAAAAAGACUCUAAACCUCUAAUAAAACAGGUCAAGUUAAAUCUUAUAAAAAAUAAAUCUCAAAAAUGAUUCACACACACUCUGCUUCAUUAGUCUAUACAUAAAUCAUCAGUUCAUAUCUGUAUUGUUUCUCAUUAUAUCAUUAAAGA